AUGUUGGAAAUUGUUUUGCGCGGUGAAACGCGGGGACGGACGUUUCCAAAGAAGGGUCAGACGUGUGUGGUGCACUACACAGGAAUGUUACAGAAUGGGAAGAAGUUUGAUUCCUCCAGAGACAGAAACAAGCCCUUCAGGUUCAAGAUUGGCAGGCAAGAAGUCAUUAAAGGAUUUGAAGAAGGUGUUACACAGAUGAGCUUAGGACAAAGAGCAAAGCUGACCUGCACACCCGAGAUGGCCUAUGGAGCCACAGGCCACCCUGGGGUCAUCCCUCCCAACGCUACUCUCCUCUUUGACGUGGAGCUUCUCAGGUUAGAGUGAAUCUUCUCGAGGGAGUUGGCUGGAGACAUCUGUUAAUAACCAUCCGUUCUUUCUCGCCUUGCCAGCAGCGGGAGAAAUCUUCACUGGAAUCCCAAUCUUCCCUGCUCAAGCUGUCCUGUCAAUAGCGCCUGCCGUUCGGUUUCUUACGCCUUCCUUCUCUUUUUUAACUUCGUGGUGUCCGUAUUUGCCUUUUAUUAGAAGCUUUGCUUUGGGAAAAAUGUCUACCGUUGUAACAUUUUCAAGUUGUACAUUUUAUUUAAUUUGCAUGUAAGAAGAAUUCACAGUGACGAUUGAAAAUAUCUAUAAAUAUAAAUAUAUAUAUUCCUUAUUGAAAAACCACUGCCUUACUGUACACUUAAACCAAGAAAAAAAAAACCACAAAAGGUGCUCAAAAAAAAAAUAAUCCAAUGUACGCCUUGUACAUGAACGGGCAUUAGCCAAACAGAGUUACCUGCGCUGCCACUUUUCUCAACUUGUACGUUCUGCUUGCUGCUGUUUUAAAAAAUACUGUCUCAUUUAAGAAAUAAAAGUAUAUAUAUAAACCAAUAAAAUCUUGAUACUUUA
Molecule: messenger RNA, 888 nt
Organism: Charadrius vociferus (killdeer)
Lineage: Eukaryota; Metazoa; Chordata; Aves; Charadriiformes; Charadriidae
Gene: FKBP1B
Product: FK506 binding protein 1B, 12.6 kDa
Exons: 4
Coding region: 1-324 (107 amino acids)
Biological process (GO): regulation of cardiac muscle contraction by regulation of the release of sequestered calcium ion
Cellular component (GO): sarcoplasmic reticulum membrane
Molecular function (GO): peptidyl-prolyl cis-trans isomerase activity
Source: RefSeq, a predicted model, not a curated record